UAUAUGAUUGUGGAAAUAUGUGGUGGUUUCUAUCUUCAUCGGUUUGGGUCUAUAAAAAAGAAGAGAAGCAUAACGAAAGCUAAAACCCAAUCCUUCCUUUCUCAAAACAAAUCAUCUCAGGAGAAUUAAGAGAAAUGGGUUCUUUUUCCAAAGGACAUCGAGAGAAACAACAACCUCAUGCCGUGUUUGUCCCAUACCCUUCACAAGGCCACAUAAGUCCCAUGCUAAAGCUUGCAAAGCUCUUUCACCACAAAGGCUUCCACAUAACUUUUGUCAACACAGAAUACAACCAUAGACGCCUCCUCAAAUCUCGAGGUCCCAACUCCUUGGAUGGCUUGCCUGACUUUCACUUCAGAGCCAUUCCCGACGGCCUCCCGCCGUCCGAUGGCAACGCCACCCAACAUGUUCCUUCACUUUGCUAUUCCACUUCCCGCAAUUGUUUGGCCCCACUUUGCAAUCUCAUUUUGGAGAUCAACUCGAGUGGCGCCGUUCCGCCGGUGUCGUGUAUUGUUGGCGAUGGGGUCAUGACUUUCACUGUUUUCGCUGCCCGCCAACUUGGGAUUCCUGCUGCAACGUUUUGGACGGCAAGCGCAUGUGGGUGCCUUGGAUAUAUGCAGUAUGCAAAGCUUGUUGAACAGGGCUUGGUGCCUUUUAAAGAUGAAAAAUUCUUGACAAAUGGAGAUCUGGAAACAACAAUAGAAUGGAUCCCACCAAUGGGGAAAAUCCGUUUGAGAGAUAUCCCAAGCUUCAUUAGAACAACCGACAAAAACGACAUAAUGCUCAACUUCUUCAUCCAACAAUUAGAAACACUUCCCAAAACCAAUGCAAUAAUCAUAAACACAUUUGAUUCCUUAGAGCACCACGUUUUGGAAGAACUUUCCUCCAAGCUCCCUCCCAUUUACACAAUUGGCCCAAUUAACUCAUUAGUUGCCGAGUUGAUCCAAGACGAGAAAGUUAAGAACAUCCGUUCAAAUCUAUGGAACGAGCAAUCAGAAUGCAUGGAAUGGCUCGAUUCACAGCAACCUAACUCAGUGGUUUAUGUCAACUUUGGAAGCAUAACUGUGAUGUCACCUCAACACUUGGUGGAAUUUGCGUGGGGACUUGCCAACAGUGGGAAGGCGUUCUUAUGGAUCAUAAGGCCGGAUCUGGUGGAAGGGGAGACGGCGGUGUUGCCGGCGGAGUUUGUGGCGGAGACAGAAGGAAGAGGGAUGCUGGGGAAUUGGUGUAAUCAAGAAGAGGUUUUGAAGCAUGGUGCAGUGGGAGGGUUUUUGACGCACAGUGGAUGGAACUCGACGAUGGAGAGCAUUGCGGGAGGAGUGGCCAUGAUAUCGUGGCCGUUCUUUGCAGAGCAACAAACCAAUUGCCGUUACUGUAAGACGGAGUGGGGAAAUGGGUUGGAGAUUGAGAGUGAUGUGAAGAGGGAGGAAGUGGAGAAGCUUGUGAGACAGUUGAUGGAAGGAGAAAAGAGUGAAGACAUGAGGAGGAAUGCUAAAGAGUGGAAGAGAAAAGCGGAAGAGGCUUGUAAGCUUGGUGGGACGUCAACUACAAAUUUCGAUCGAGUCAUUUCUCAAGUUCUUCUCCGGAAUAAUGCCCAAAAAUAGGCGUCUUUUCUUUCUACGUAAUAAUUGGAUGUAGGGUCUAUCCAUCUCUUCAUGUUAUAAAAAAUAACAAAAUAUCUUUUUGAAAAAAUUAUUUUAUUUAUGAUUUAUUAUUUUA
This is a messenger RNA of Benincasa hispida (wax gourd), 1716 nucleotides long. RefSeq names its product 7-deoxyloganetin glucosyltransferase-like. NCBI's taxonomy places the organism in Eukaryota, Viridiplantae, Streptophyta, Magnoliopsida, Cucurbitales, Cucurbitaceae. Gene Ontology annotation, molecular function: quercetin 3-O-glucosyltransferase activity; quercetin 7-O-glucosyltransferase activity. The record is from RefSeq and is a predicted model, not a curated record.